Molecule: messenger RNA, 942 nt
Organism: Glarea lozoyensis ATCC 20868
Lineage: Eukaryota; Fungi; Ascomycota; Leotiomycetes; Helotiales; Helotiaceae
Exons: 1
Coding region: 1-942 (313 amino acids)
Source: RefSeq, a predicted model, not a curated record
AUGGCGAGAGAGACCCGCGAAAUAUCAUCUUCAUCCGAAACUCCACCUCCCUCGAGUAUUGAAUCCAAUGCGACACUUUUAAGGAAGACAUCGAAUCUCAGCUUGGAGACACGCAAGAAGAAACCCGAAGUCGUUGAUUUGACGGGUGAGGAUAAUCGACCAUGCACACCACCGGAACAAACACCACAGGUAUUUCCGGCGAGGGACUUCCUGAUGAUAACACAAACCCCUCAAAAGCAAAGUACAGUAUUAUCAGCAACUCCAGGAAGCAGCACCAACAAACGCAAAUUUGACCAAGCGAUCCAACCUCCAAGCGGAGUCUUCGAAAAAUCAGCCACUCCACUUGACCCUGAACCCCAAACACCUAGCACAAAGAGAAGCAAGAAACCAUCAACAAGAAUGGGCAAAGCGAUCGAUAUCGAAACCGGAAAAAUCAGCUCUUUCAAAGACCGUCUCGACGAAGAAAUGCGCGGGGCAUGCGAUGCGGUACCCAGAUCGCCUGAGGAAUCGGAUGACGAAUACUUUGCAAAAGUCUGGGAAGAGAUAUCAAUGCAACGAGUGAAUAAUCCGUUAUGUCUCAAUUGCGGGAGACUGACGAAGAAAUGGAUAGUGAAAGCAGAUAAUCCGAUUGGCAAUGCGGGCAGGACUAGCUAUCGAUGCGAUCGUUGUGGGAAGUGGCAUGGAUGGGGUGACCUGCGCGGGAUCGUGGAGGGUGGACAAACGUGUUAUUGUAAGGGGGAUGGGAGAGAUGGGAGAAAGUUGGCGAGAUUGGCGGUAGCAUCUGGGAGGGGGCAGAGGGAAAAGGGGACGCUGUAUUGGACUUGUGCGAGGAUUGGGGGUGAGUGUGAGGGUUAUUAUGAGGAUUAUACGGAUUUGGAGGGGAAUUUGAGGGUGCUUAGUGAUGAGGAAAGGAAGAAGUGGAUGGAUCGGAAAUUAAUUUGA